AUGGCUCAGACAGUGGGAAGGACCGUGGCAGCUCCAUUGCUGUUUCUCAACUUGAUCAUGUAUUUUAUUGUAGUUGGUUUUGCUAGUUGGUGUCUUAACAAGUUCAUCAAUGGCCAGACCAACCACCCUAGUUUUGGAGGAAAUGGAGCAACAAUGUUCUUUCUGAUAUUCGCCAUAUUGGCUGGGGUGAUGGGCAUAGCAUCAAAGUUGGCUGGAGCAAACCAUAUCAGAGCUUGGAGGAGUGACAGCCUAGCUGCAGCAGGAUCAUCAUCAGUUGUGGCAUGGGCUCUCACUGCACUAGCCUUUGGGUUGGCAUGCAAGCAAAUAAGCAUUGGAGGACACAGAGGAUGGAGGCUGAAGAUCUUGGAGGCUUUCAUAAUAAUCUUGGCAUUCACUCAGCUUUUGUACAUCCUGCUACUUCAUGCCGGAGUCUUCAGCAGCAAGUAUGGCCCGGGUUACCGCGACACCGACUACCCGGCUACUGGUGUGGAUCCAAUACACAAGGGCACAGCUGGAGCAGUCCCUGCCACUAGGGUUGUUUGA
Messenger RNA from Prunus armeniaca (apricot), 543 nucleotides. Lineage: Eukaryota; Viridiplantae; Streptophyta; Magnoliopsida; Rosales; Rosaceae. The record is from the annotation of a GenBank genome assembly.